CACGGAAAAUAUAAUAACAAUUGGUAUCGACUGGUAGAACUUAGCUAUCAUAUCAUAUCAUAUCAUAUCAUAUCAUAUCAUCGUAUCGUACGUCAUAUUGUAUCAUACAAUUUUAUCUCAUCAGCAACGCAACAUGAUAUUAAAUCGGGUAUCUAAUGGCAUAUACCUGAGGUAUAGGCAGCAAAGUCGACUAUCAUUCUAUGCUGCAUCACUGUCAAGGGCUCGCUAUAGCAGCACACUCCAACGUAAUGCCAACACUGCAGACCCACAACCCAAUCAUGUGGCAGUUCAAAAUCACAUCGUGGAGCUGAAGAGCCAGCCAUUGGAAAAGAUCGAUGUGCACCAGUUGCUAUCAUUCGACAAGAUUGACACCGAGGAGUAUCGAACUACGAACGCGCAGUAUUUGCAACGCACUCUGCCGAUGCGAAUGGCCCACCGAGUCCAUGACUUCCAGUUACUGCCGUUCAUUGUUGGGUGCAAUCCAGCCAUCAAGUCUGUGUACGAGUUGCAGGUGCACAACUUUGAUCUGCUGCGACGGUUCCCAGAGAUCACAACAAUUGGCGAAGAAAAGGAAUUCCUGCACAUGAUCACCGAUCUACUGAAUCAGAACUCCGAUGUGGUCAAUACUCUGGCGCGAGGGUUUGGGCAGUGCAAGCACCACAUGCCGAAAGAUCAACUCACCCGCGUAAGUGAUAGGCGCUGA
Messenger RNA from Sphaeroforma arctica JP610, 703 nucleotides. RefSeq lists its product as hypothetical. The coding region runs from base 134 to 703 and encodes 189 amino acids. Gene Ontology annotation, biological process: protein phosphorylation; regulation of glucose metabolic process. The record is from RefSeq and is a predicted model, not a curated record. Gene Ontology annotation, molecular function: pyruvate dehydrogenase (acetyl-transferring) kinase activity. NCBI's taxonomy places the organism in Eukaryota, Ichthyosporea, Ichthyophonida. The transcript is spliced from 4 exons. Gene Ontology annotation, cellular component: mitochondrion.